AUGGCGAUGCAGGUCCUAGCUGGCAAAAGCCAUCCGACGUUUUCAGAACUCGUCGGCAAGCACCUAGGCCGCGCCUCAACAGAUCUUCCGGGCAUCUCUUCGUCUCGAUUUUCCAAUGGGGAGACCAAUGUCGUGAUCGAGCGCUCAGUACGCGACGCUGACGUGUUCAUCAUCCAGACAGCAUCUGAACCUGUAAAUGACAUGCUGAUGGAGCUGAUCAUCGCCAUCAACGCAUGCAAAAUCGCUUCAGCAAGGAGAAUAACGGCUGUACUGCCGUGCUUUCCAUACGCGCGCCAGGAUAAGAAAGAUCGCAGUCGAGCGCCGAUUACGGCGAAAGUCGUGGCCAACAUGCUCGAGAGCGCCGGGUGUCACCAUGUCAUCACCAUGGAUCUCCACGCUUCACAGAUACAAGGUUUCUUUAACAUCCCUGUUGAUAAUCUUUUUGCCGAGACUGCCAUGAUCGACUACAUCAAACAAACCAUGUCGCUGGACGAUGUUGUUAUUGUGUCCCCAGAUGUCGGUGGCGCUCGACGGGCAGCUAUCAUGGCAGACAAGCUGCGAGUUGACCUAGCACUCAUCCACAAAGAGCGCAAGGUUGCCAAUCAGGUCAGUCGUAUGAUUCUGGUAGGCUCCGUGGCCGACAAAAGAGCCAUAAUCGUGGAUGACAUUGCGGACACCUGCGGUACCCUCGCUCUGGCAGCGUCGGUAUGUAUAGAGCAUGGCGCCCGCAGCUGUUCUGCCCUGGUCACACAUGCAUUUUUAUCCGGCGGAGCCAUAGGGAGGAUCACCGACAGUUCUCUCGACACUCUGGUUGUGGCCAACACGCUUCCUCUUUCCGAGGCUGCAAAGCAUUGCCCGAAGAUCCGCUCGUUGGACGUCAGUCCCAUCAUCGCAGAGGCCAUUCGACGCACGCACAACAGUGAAUCGUAA
Molecule: messenger RNA, 930 nt
Organism: Exophiala spinifera
Lineage: Eukaryota; Fungi; Ascomycota; Eurotiomycetes; Chaetothyriales; Herpotrichiellaceae
Exons: 3
Coding region: 1-930 (309 amino acids)
Biological process (GO): 5-phosphoribose 1-diphosphate biosynthetic process; ribonucleoside monophosphate biosynthetic process; purine nucleotide biosynthetic process
Cellular component (GO): ribose phosphate diphosphokinase complex; cytoplasm
Molecular function (GO): ribose phosphate diphosphokinase activity; magnesium ion binding
Source: RefSeq, a predicted model, not a curated record